AUGCCGAAGGUUUUAUUUCAGAAGUACAAAAAGGUGACCAGCACCAUAGACCCACAGCGACAUGCUGCCAAAUUAAAAGAAAUUGACGAUCUUCGUGCAGCCGAGCAGUCGGAAGGGGAGUUUGGAUAUGAACAGGAUUCUGAGGAGCUUUGUGAAGAAGAAAUGGGUACCUAUGAGGAAAGUGAAUUUAGUUUGUCAGAAGGUGAACCAGCCUUGAAUGUCGGAAAAAUCGACUUAUCAUUUCCCGAGACAGCGGACGAGUUCCAGGACAGUCCACAAUGCUAUCCUCCCUCAUACUAUACGUUAUCCCCAAAGGAAAGACUUCUUUUACUCUAUGCAGAGAAUUUUCGCAAGCAGUUUGUAUUAAUCUACCCAAAGCGACGGGCAAUGGUUUUGGCCUUACCUAACGAAUGCAGAGUUCAGAAGUUUGUAUGUACCACGAUUAGACCCACGGCCUUUAUAUACCCUGAGCUCAUAUCAAGUAUAGAGGAAAUUUCAAAGUUUGUUGCUGAUUUUAUUCAAUUUGAACCGCUAGAGGACCAAGUCAAUUUGCCAAAUCGUCUAAUUUCGCCAGACACCUUGUUGCGCAAACGUCGAGGAAAUUCCUUUGAAAUGGCUACUCUUUUGGCCAGUAUGCUUAUUGGAGCGGGUCACCCUGCUCUUGUGGUCUCCGGGGUGGCACGAGAGGAGGUGGUGGUUAAUGAUCAAAUUGGCGUUUCAUAUCCAUUUCCGAUUUUGGAAGUUGAGACAGAAGAUACAAGUCCACCCGUGGAGAAACCUGGGCAAAAGUAUAAAUUACGCGGAUUACCGGAUUUGGAAAGUCAUCUUGAAGAAGAAAUGGCAGAGGUUCACAGGCGAAAGGCAGAGGAAGAGAAACGAAUUGAGGAAGAACUUAUGCGAAAACAAAUGGAGGACCUUGAACUUUUAGCUGUGGAUCGCUAUCAUUAUCGUCGCAGCCAUGCCUGGGUGGUUAUAAUCAAUAAUGCGCCUUGGAGCGUAAAACCCCGAAUUAACUACACAGAUGUGAAUGGUGAUGUUGUAGAGACGGCCCCGACGGGAGUUUUUAUUGAGCCUUCGACAGGAUUUAUAUGUGAAACGGGAUGCAAGCAAUACAUUUUAGUCGAUUCCAUUUGGAACGAGCACAAUUACUAUGUUAAUAAACAAAAAUAUCAAAGAGUCGGCGAGAUACGUUGGGAUCUUCGAGACACCAAUGACUGGGAGCACAUGCUCCCAGGCGAGCCACCUGAGAUGCGCACCUACAAGGUAGCUUCUGAUGAAAAUAUAGCUGGAGAAGACCACGAUAUAAAUGACGAAAAACACUUAGAUGCCAUAUUCACUUGGGUAAAUAGGCUCCAUAUUGGACUGGCAGACUACGAACAACGCUUUCCAAACUCUGAGAAGACGGUUCAAUACAAAGGAGCAAUACAUGAGCGAUAUGCUCCAUACUCCCAACGCGACGGAAAAGUGAUGCAGCUCACGAUUUUCAAUGAUGAUGAUUGCACAGAUCCACGCGUCAGAUAUGAAUACUUUGAGAACCGUUUCGACCUUAUGCGAUACCUAAAAUACACUUAUGCAAUUAAUAAAUAUGAAGAGAUAUUUGGCAAAGGGCGCAACGACAGUUUAAAAUCCAUUGAAUACUUUUCUGACCCCACACUAGAACGCAAAAUGUGCUUCUAUUCGAGCUCCAGAAUGGACUCGUUGGAAUUUUUGAGCGUUAAGCCAGGAGUAACUAUCCUUCACUACAAAGGUCGUUGUGAUAAGUGCUGGUAUAAGGAGUUUGAAUUUAAUAUAACUGGAUCCGUGCUUAAAAAAGUCACAGAGAAAUUUCAUCGUAGGAGUGCCUAUGAUGUUGGGACAAGCGAUAUUGCCACCCGUAUAUUUCUUUUUCAACUUAACAAAAUUAUUUUGAAAUUUCAUUACACUUUCGGAGCACUUACCGCUUCUACAGUGGAAUUUACGAAGCCCCCUAGGCCUGACUAUGGCAAAGAACUAAUAUAUGAUGAGAAACUUACCAAGAUAUACAAGGCAAAUCCGUUAGAUCCCACUCGCACUAAUCUAGAAUUGUACAGAUUAUUACGUGAGCAGCUUCAGAGCGAGGAUCAGAUAAGAAAACAGUUUGAAAAAAUGCAAGAAGAUAUCCUUAACAUUUUUGACUUGCGGAAAUCUGAAAAGGCUGAACCGAAGUUGAAGUUCCGCAUAUUUGAUCCUCUUCGGAAUGGGGCAGCUAGAGCCAUAAGAAUGAUGCAGUUUGCGGAGGAAGAAGAACUUAAGCGAGAGAUAGCCAGUAAGCCAGCCGAUUUUUUGGCUCCUUAUUUAGUACCGUACAAGCACCAGGAGAAGAUGACUUCCGAUCAAGCAUUGUACGCCUAUAAUGCGUGCCUUAAUGAUCUAAAAUCACGCUUUGUGAGUUUGCUCAAUAAUUUACAAAGGAACUAUGAAGAUCUUACAAGUGAAUCAAAGUCUCUCAAUCGGUUCCUAAACAAAUUUGAAAAUCAAUUUGAUAAUUACGAUUACAAGCGCCUUGUUCAACAGUCAAAAGAAUUAGAGCUCAACAAACGCAUGGUCCAACAGCGCUUGACCCUAACUCAUGAAGAAUCGCAAAAAAAAUACGAAGAAGUCAAAAGUGCAUUGCUCAGAGAUCCGAGGCUCAAUAUAAAAAAGAAUGACGGCCAGAAUUCUGAUGAAUCGAAGUAAAAAUUAACAUUUAUUUUAUAUCUUAAAAAUAAGUUUACAAAUUAGUCAUUAGUA
Molecule: messenger RNA, 2748 nt
Organism: Drosophila pseudoobscura
Lineage: Eukaryota; Metazoa; Arthropoda; Insecta; Diptera; Drosophilidae
Gene: lobo
Product: lost boys
Exons: 9
Coding region: 1-2694 (897 amino acids)
Biological process (GO): flagellated sperm motility
Cellular component (GO): motile cilium
Source: RefSeq, a predicted model, not a curated record